AUGGUCUCGAGAACGAAGCAGCAAGUCAUAGACGAGAAGAUCGCUCUCCUCAAGGAGAACAUCGAGGAGGCGUUUCAUACCGAACUUCUUAGGGAUAUCCUCGAUGAGCGGCCUCUCAAGAUCUACUGGGGCACUGCGACGACUGGACGCCCUCACUGCGGUUACUUUGUGCCCGCUGUCAAGAUUGCCCAGUUCCUCUCUGCUGGCUGCGAGGUUACCAUUCUCCUUGCCGACCUCCAUGCCUUUCUCGAUAACUUGAAGGCUCCCAUCGAACUUGUGAACCAUCGCGUUGAGUACUAUCGAUUUGUCAUCACAGCAAUGCUGAAGGCCUGCGGAGUACCCGUCGACCAGCUACGCUUUGUCAAAGGAAGCGACUUCCAGAAAAGUGAAGACUAUGCCUUUGACUUGCUGAAGCUUUCCUCACUCGUGUCUGAGAAACGGUCCAAGAAAGCCGGAGCUGACGUGGUCAAGCAAACCGACAACGCUCCCCUUAGUGGCCUCAUCUACCCUUUGAUGCAAGUACUGGAUGAGCAGUACCUGGACUGCGAUAUUCAGUUUGGCGGACUGGAUCAGCGGAAGCUUUUCGCUGCUUCUACCGAGUGGUUGCCCAAGCUCGGAUACCGGAAGCGUUCCCAUCUUAUGAGCCCCAUGGUUCCUGGCUUGAACGGAAACAAGAUGAGCUCAAGUGAUGAAGGCAUGUACCAUAACUUCAAGAUUGAUCUCUUGGACGCCCCCGAGAUCGUGGCCAAGAAGGUCAACAAGGCCCACUGUGUUGCAGGAGAAAUCGAAGACAACGGCUUGAUCGCACUUGUGCUGUAUGUCCUCAUGCCACUCUCCAAGAUGAAGACAGGUACUCCCAGGUUCACCGUUGAGGUGGACACCGCCAUGCUCAAACACUACACCAACAUCGAUGAUGUUCGGAAUGACUACAAGACUCAUGUGCUCACGCCUCAGAUGUUGAAAGUCGCCGUAGCUAAGGGACUCAACGAGAUCAUGGACCCUAUCCGCGCCGAGUUUGCGGCCUCAGACGAGUGGCAGGAAAUCACGCUCAAAGCUUACCCUCCGCCCGCUAAGAAGGAAAAGAAAGUCAAGAACUUGGGUACGCGAUUCCCUGGUGCCAAGAGCGGUGAAUCCUCCAAGGACACUGAGAAGGACACUGAGAAGGACACUGAGAAGGACACUGAGAAGGACACUGAGAAGGAUACUGAGAAGAACGUAGAUGAACAUUCUUAG
Molecule: messenger RNA, 1233 nt
Organism: Fusarium musae
Lineage: Eukaryota; Fungi; Ascomycota; Sordariomycetes; Hypocreales; Nectriaceae
Exons: 4
Coding region: 1-1233 (410 amino acids)
Biological process (GO): tyrosyl-tRNA aminoacylation
Molecular function (GO): tyrosine-tRNA ligase activity; ATP binding
Source: RefSeq, a predicted model, not a curated record